Pocillopora meandrina is the source of this 10145-nucleotide messenger RNA. NCBI's taxonomy places the organism in Eukaryota, Metazoa, Cnidaria, Anthozoa, Scleractinia, Pocilloporidae. The record is from the annotation of a GenBank genome assembly.
AUGGCAGAGGAGGUAAUCUUUCAAUUCAUGCAUUUUGCAUUUUGUUUUGAUUUCGAGAUUAAUAAAUACCACCGGUUUCUCUCUUUUUUUACAGAAUGAGUUAGAGGCCAAACGAAUCGAUGAGCUCAGGCAGCGGUUUUUUCAUGAAAACGGUAAAUCUUUCCCAGGUUGCAUGUUUUGAGUUAUUUCUCAGCUGUGUUUUUGUAUGCAAGUUCGACGAAUUUUAUGGAAAAUUAACGUGGAAACUGUGCUCACUAGGUUAGCUUCAGCGUACGUUAAAUUUUACGUAGUAGAAGCCUUUUGCUUUCGUAAGGAAUGUCGGUAAAAAAAACUGGAGGAAUCAUCUCGAACCAGUUCAUGCCACCAAAUAACGCGGAAACUUUAUUCAGAUCGAAUACUAAUUCAAACAUAAUUACUUGAUGAUGCGAAUUUCCUUAAUUUAAAAUGAUUUCAACAAUACCAUUUAACAGAUUUUAAACAAUUUAUCUUAAAUUUUAUGAACGAGAGUUUCAUUGUGGUACUAAUCAGUUUGGUGUUAGUAAAAUACAAUGACGUCAUUUUCUUCCUACAAGUUACUUUUCUCUCUUGGUUCAAAUUUAAUUUUUCCGCAUUAUUAGGGCUGAGUGCUAAGGCAGGCUACUUUCAUUCGCACUAAGGAUUUUUUUUCUCCUUUUAUAAUUUUUAAUUUCUUUUUAUGUCUGAAAUGUAAUGUUUCAUCAUUCAACAACACAUUGUCGAGUGACUCUAGUUUUCAAGCGUACACAUUUAUCUAUCUCCCUAUACCCAAUUCCUUAUCCUAUAAUAAAUUAACAAGCCUUUAAGUAUUGAGUCACAGAAAGUGGAUGUGCACGAAAAGAUGAGUAGGAGACAGGAAUUGGGCAGAGAUUGCGUGGUAUUAAUCUUAGGGGUUCAUAAUGUCACAAGUUACCAAUCCUUGAUUUUAGGUGCAAUUUUGCAAGAAUUUGAUGAACAAGACGUGAAACGAGUCCGUGAUGAGGACUUCUGGUUGAGUUGCUUUCUGAAAUCUCGCAAGCAGGAUGUAGACAUUGCAUUAUCUGUCUUGGUAAGUUAUGUGCAUUUAAGUCAUUUUUUUCCUUUCAGUGGACCUCUCUUAGAGAAGAAAUAAUUCUUAGAUUCUCUUAUUGAUGGACAUAAAUCAAACUUUCCUGAGAGUAUCUGCAUCCUUAUUAUGUUGAAAUCUUGAAGAUAAGUGUUUGGAAUUUUAAUUUGACAGUUUUGUAUUCACUGACAUUGUUGUUGAACCUUACUCGACACUGUCCAUCCACCAAGAAUGUAUUAUCCAAAUGGUCUUGUAAUUUUACUUAUAACACGGAUUGGAUCAACUUUAUUUUACACCUACAUGUAAAGCUUGGUGCACCAUGCUUUGAACUUCUGUUACAAAAAACUGUUAAAAUAAAGAAACAUUGCUUCUCUGUGCUCAUGAAAUGAUUUAAAUUUCUACUUCCAUCUGCUAGGUGGAGUGUUUAAGAUGGAGAAAAUCAUUUGGAGUUAAUGGUAUGUUUAAUGGUCUACUCUUGGUCACAAAAUCAAGUUGAUUUACCUUUUAAUCUCUAAGAGUGAUAAGCUUCUAAUUUCUCCCAAAUCUAACACCCCUGAAUCAAACUUUAAGGUCAUGAGAAAAAGGAAAUGGUCGCAAACUCAAGAAGCUCUAGAUUGUUAGACAAAGUUUGAUUGUAAGUAGGAUAGACAAUACAAAAAAAUAUAUCAGAGAACAGUGUGGUGAAGUUGCAUACUGAUAACUGAUAUUAGGGUUUAAAGGAUUGAUAGUACAAUUUUGCACAUAAUUUCAUUUGUGAUGUAUAGAUUAUUCAAUACAUUUUUUAACAUCUCUUGAUUUACUUUUUGAUGAUAUAUUUACAUGUGCAGAACUUACAGAACGUUCUGUAGACCGGAGACUGUUUGAGGCUGGUUUCCUCUUUCCAUAUAAUCGGGACAAAGAUGGAAAUACGUUAAGUAAGUGUUUAACCCCCUCUAACCAAUGGAGAACCAAUAAGUUAUUUUUGCUUACAAUAUCAUUAUGCUAUGAGGCCGAAAGGUGAUGAGGAGGAAGAGAAAAUGCUGACUGAUUUCAUGGUAAAUUAUUUUAGCUAUUUGCUAUGAGAAAUGUACAGCAAAGAGUGGGGGGAAUUUAUUUUGAGAUCUUUUAAAUAAAGGUUGAUAAUGAUCUAGAUGAUUUCUUUGACAGGUGUAUCUUAUUCAGAUGGGGAUUCUAACCAAUUUGAAUGGUCAAUCCUUGACCUCCCAAGAUUUGAUUGGAAUCUCUUCCUCCUACUUUAACUGCUUUAGAUAGAUUUCUUUUUGAGUCAGUGUUAUCAUCAUGAUGGUAACAACCCCUUUGCUGACAAAGUUUGUCUUUUUCUGGUCAUCUGUUUGGUUUAAGAUUUCUGAUGUAGUUGGGAAAAGCUACAUUUUGAUCAUUUAUAAGAGUUAAAAGGUUAACCUCAUCAGCAGUCAAUCAGGAAAGUGAUUGAUUGUUUUACUGUGCUCAUGGGAUAAAGGAAAAUCUGAAUCUAAUACUUUCGCAAAAAAAAACAACUUUUUUUCCUCUGUGGCCAAGCUUGAAAUUUACAACCUCUCUUCUCAAUUUUAUAGAAGGCUAGCUAUGUUUGGGAACUUGACUUUUUUUAUGUGACUUUGUUUAUUAUUGGGACAGUUACUUACUGAAUAUAAUUAUUUUCAUCAUAUCUUGCCAGUCAUCUACAUUGGAAAACUUUACAAAAAAGAUCCACAACAACACCCAGAAUUGAAGAGAUACCUUGUGUUCCUCCUAGAAAAACAUGUAAGUCACAUUGGCUUACUGUCUAAAUUAAAACUUUAAGUAGUCUUUACCUGAAUUUUUUUUUCUUUUUGAAGCUUUUUCGCACUCAGUAUUUGCACAUCAGCAGGAGAUAUAUACAUUUGAUAAAUUGUUCUCCCAACAUCCCAAGUGGACUUUGUUUUACAUAUACCAUUAAACUCUCCUGGUAGAAAGUGCAGUGGAUUGCUUUUAUAAAAUGAAGUUCAAUUUUCUAUGGGUUUACCAGUGCAAUAAAAUGAUAGGUUUUUAAUUAUCAGGGUGCUCAUGGUAUCUCAGUUGAAUUUUAUGAUUUUAUUUCUAUGUUAGUAAUAAAAAGUUAUUUUGCUUGUAGGUGAAAAUGUUCCCUGGCAGAAAAGUAACAUUUUUAUUUGACAUGCAGGAUACUGGGUUAUCAAAUAUGGUGAGCUUUGAUAUAAUUAAAAUAUGUUACAUUUUUAUAUGAAGGUGGAGUUAUGGAAUACAAUUCUUAGGAAAAUGUUGCUUAUCUUUAUUAAAUUUGCAACAUUCUGACAUCAAUAUUUGGUAAUACAAAAUUAAGUCACAAGCAAUAAUUAUUAUUGUAAUAACUGUUACAAAAUGUAAUUCUUUUAUUGUUGCUGUUUUAGGACCUGGAUUUUGUAAAAUUUAUCAUAAGUUGUUUCAGAGAUUACUUUCCAUGGACAUUGGGUAGGAGAUGAAAUUAAGCUGGAUAACAUGAAUUUCUUUAUUCUGAUGCAAGUCCACCUUUGGUUACUAAAUGUAAAAUAUAUUCCCUUUCCUAUCAUUAGCAUGGCUAGUAGUCGUGGAAAUGCCCUGGAUUUUAUCAGGUAUUUUUGUUUAAUUCAUACUGAUCUACAUAUAAAACAUAAACAUUUAACUGAAGUAGAUCAAUAGAAUUUCUCUUUGCUGUGAAGGAUUACUCAUAAUUCAGUGGAUAUUUUUGUUCUAGAGGUGAGUUUUGGUCAGAGUAGGCCUUUAAGAGCAGGACAUCAUCCUCUGAGACUCAGGGGCUAUGAGUAAAUUUUUAGUCAGGGUGGAAGAGCCCAGUCUCAGGGGCUCUUCCACCCUGACUGAAAAUCGACUGACAGCCCAUGGGUCUCCAAGGAUGGUAGGACAUCAAACUUCCCUCAGUCUAAUAAUUAUUUCUCAACCAACUUUGCUAAAUCACUUCUUUUAUAAGUAGGGAGUACCCUUUCUUGCAUCUUCUUGGAUUCAUGUUUUAUCUGUUUUGUUUCUUUACCACAGCAACAUGGAAAAUUGUCAAGUCAUGGCUGAGCCCUGAAGCUGUCAAAAAAAUCAGGUUCAGUUUAAGAUUUAUACUUUAUCCAAGAGCUGUUUGAUAUUUUUUGCUGCUCAGGGAGAUAUUUUGGCUUAGAGAUGGUGUGCUUGACUCCAAUUCAAGAAAUCCAUGCUGGCAUGCAAGCCUUGUCAUUAAAAUUCAUGGUUUUUUACUUCUUUCAGAUUUUUAAACAAACCUGAACUUUUGGAUUUAGUUGAUGAAGACAAGCUACUUGUUAGAUUAGGUGGAACUGUAAGUGCUGGAUAGUUCAAAAGUUUUCCUCUGCAUGGUUAUCCGGAACUCUGAGUGGAAAUAAAUUGAGAGUAAAAGGAAUAAACUGUGUACACAAAAUUAGUGCCUUUAAGGAUAGAUUUACUAUCCUAGAUCAAAGCGUAGGCAGAAGAGGUUGCCAACUCUGGGCUAGAUCAUAUGGAAAAUGAAACAAAAGCAUCUCUUUUUUCGAAGUUGGAAUCAGAAAAUGGUUCAAAGCAUUUGCAUUAGGUUCCUUAAAAAAAAAAUAAUGAAAACUUUGCUAGUAGACAAAAAAGUUAAGUUCUCAUUUUAAACAAAAGCAUUUUAGGCAUGUUGACUUGUUUCUCAUUUAGGCAUGUUGUGAAUUGAAGGCAUACAGCAUAGAGCCAAUAGCUGAUGAUAAUUUAUUUGUGAAAAUUGGUGAAAUUGUAAAUUGUCAGGUUGAAUAGAAUAAUAUUUCUUAUGUUUUCUUAACAGGAUCCCUAUGAAUAUUCUUAUCCACCCACAAAAGAAGCUCUUGCCAGUCUUGGUAUGACUGAAUCCACAAAGUAAGCACAAGUUUUUCCUACCACAAGCCGUUAUGGAAAACAACAGUAACUUUAUCUUAGGUUACAGCUACUUCUUAAGUAUUUUGAAUGUUUUUUAUUGAUCUUUUCUUAAUUAAUCAGAAAGUGAAAAAAUUCUCCCCUCAAAUCGUCUAACUUUGCCAUGUAUCCUUAUCCCCAGCCUGUCAGAGGCCCAUUUAACAGCCCUCUGCAAAGUUUUAUCAACUUAUGAAGGGCCUAUAUCAGAGAUCUUAUGAAAGAUUUUCCGAAAAAUUUUGCAUGUUUGGCAAGAUUUAAGGCUUAAAUCGUGCCGAACAUGCUUAGCCAAUGAGAACACAAGGAUAAUGUUACAACAGUUUAAGUCUAUUAAGCUCGGCUCCCUGUUUCUCUGUGGUUCUGAAUGUGUUUCCAGCACAAAAUUUGUAAAACCCAAUCAAAGAAAUAAGGGUGUGUUCAUACGGAAUGUUGCGGCAGAGUUUGAUUGUUCGCUCAGCCUGCACAAAUACGUACUGCAGACCAAUAUUUUAUAUCGUAUUCGAUAUUUUUUUCUCUAUUUGACAACAGUACAGAUGAUAACCUCAUUGAAAAUGGUACCAUAAACCAAGGCAAUGAUUUUGACGAUGACAGUUGUGAAGAUGCGGGUGAAGAGGCUCCUCCGUCCAAUACAAAGAAGGUACUUCGGGAGAUGAACUUCUCAAGGAUUUCAUAACACUUUCCAUCAUUUGUACAGAUGAUUUAGAAUUGAACAAAGCCAUAAAGAAAGAUUCAUUCCUUUCACAGAGACAUACAAAGUGCAUUUCUUUUAUUUUUUCGCAAACUUAGACCAAAGUUUAAUUUGCAGAACGGCCUGUCAAAACAAAGAUAAUGAUCACAGGGAAUUAACGAGAACUCGAAUUUUCCAGAAUAGGCAAACCAUGACUUAACAUCUUUGUGAUUCGAUAAUUUGUCCCUUCUUGACACCUUUUCUAUCCACUCCUUUCAUCUCCCUUCACUUUUCCCUCCUUCUCUGAGUAGUCUGGUUCGCAUUCGUCACGUAGAAGGUCACGUAAUGCUUCCUCGCUUGGCUGAGCAUUGCGUGACUUCUCACUGAACCGGCUGUUAGAUAGGCAAUUUCCUUCCUUCCCCACGCAAUUCCUUUCCUCGGACAAAAAAAACGAAUAAUUAUAAGAAAAAACAGUUGUCCUUGGGCAUCACCAUGUGUUUUCUCUUCGCCCCAGUUAAAUCAUUUUCAUGUUUUCUAAGCUUCUUACAACUCAAUUGUAACGAAUGUUUGACAUGACCUGCCCUAGCGGUGCUGAGCGCUCGGCCUUCAUUUCCGCUACUUAGGAUUAACUUUGUCAGACAUAUGAUUAAUCUUACAUCGGCUAAACUUCCAGUUAUGGAGAACAUCUCUUAUAAGGUCAAACCAGCUUCUUUUUCGUCUUGCUGUAAAGAACAACCAUCCAAGAAAUUCUUUGGUGCCGCUUGACUCAUAAUUUUUUCGUUUUGUAGAGUUCUUGGGAUAUGAGAUUCACAGGAAUUUUUAUUCAAAUCGAACGCAUGUUUUACCAGAGCUUUGCCUGUAAGCUUUCGAUUUUCUCAAUUUUUUCUUGCUGUUGUUUUGAUUACUUGUAGGUGACGUUUGAGGAUGCGCCUUCUACUGCAGCCGACCAGAGUCUUGAAAAUGCAUCUUCUCAGUCGAAUUCAAAGCAGGUUUGAUAUUUUCGACUUAAAUCCGUUGAUUCUCGCUCCCAAUCUUGUGACCUCUAGUCGUAGUCUAUUUGUAGUUCCUUUUGGGAAUGUUACAGAUAUGGCAAGCUGGCGAGUGAUGCGAAAAAGUCACUGUACUAAAUUUACUUAACCUGAACAACGUAAACCUUAGAUUAUUUGGCUGACCAGGCUUCGAAAGUGGGCAUGACUUUGCGGUGUCCUGUUUGGCCACCCAUGCUGCAAGAUACCGGCUUAUGUACCUCUUGACUUCCGUGCAGCUCAUUUUGUUUUAUUUUUUGUUUGAUUUUUUUUCUCGUGUGGAGUUGAAAAAAGACAAAGCAACCGUACAUUCAACUUCAUGGAAACCACGAAUUUCAUGAAUUUAUUUUACCAUUCUCAUUUUACGAUUUUAAUGAAAUAACAAUUUUUUUCUUUGACCUUUACUGUUUCACACACGACCAUAAAACACCCCCGAAAUAAUUUUGGGGAAUAUCCAGUCAUGUUGAGGAAGGUUAGAUUAAAGACUGACUCAUUUAUUUCUUGUGUAGAGGAAUAAUUCAACAAAGCUCACACUUCGAGCUGUAAGUUCAAGAUCAUCACAAAGACGAGCUCCUCCAGACGGCUUUACUAGAACAGGAAGUCUGCUUACUAUUACGUUAGUAUUGUUUAAUAAACUUUCAGAUUCCAUUUUGUUAUAAGGCAGCCCGUUCCAGUCUCUCUCAAUCUUUGCACAUGUGUUGUUUUUUUAGAAGUUCUCCUUCUUCGUUUUGACGUAUCUACUAAGUUUUUAGUCAAACCUCAAACUGAAGCCGAUGACACACUUGGCGAUUUUAUCCUCCAAUCGCGGCAAAUUGAUCGCUGGCGAAAAUCGCCGACAUCUAACAUAUCAAAUAUUGGCGAUUUAUAUCGCAGAUCAUGGCGAUCGGCGUAUAAAAUCGCGAAGUGUGUCGCCAUGAUUAUUGUAGCACGUAAUUCUGAUCGAUUCUGGUAAUUGCAGGCCAGCGGAGGAAUUAGUUUUCACCGGAACAACUUCAACUGGAGAAAUUCUUCAAUCUUUGUCGCUCACCAACAACGCUUUGUCAACAGUAGCUUUCAAGGUCAGUAGUUUUAGAUUUUACAUAGAGCUACUUAUAUAAUUUUGUUGUGACGCCAACAGGUCGUAAGUAGCUGCUGUUCGGUAAAUGAGCCCGCGCUUCUUUUCCCCGCUUCCCCUCCGAAAAUGGAGGACCGGAUUGGAGAAAAGGGCAAAACUCAAGCCUAACGCGAAUAGUAAAAGAUUGUAGACAUUGUUCGCUAAUACUGUGCGAAUUUUUUAUUUUACAGGUAAAGACAACCUCUCCAGAGAGUUAUCGAGUCCGACCAAGCUCGGGUAUAAUUCCUGCAAACUCCUCUGCGGAUGUCAGUGUAUUUUUACAGCCAGGUAAAGUUUGAAAAUGUUUUUCUAGAGGUUGCUCAGUAUAAGAGGACCAUGAAGUGUUAUUUAUUUAUUUUAUUUUUAUGAGAUAUCAGAAAGUAGCUGAAUGAAAAAAUCCCAGCUAAUCGUUGACGGUAAUUUAUGGGAGAAAGAUUACAGGGUUUGCAGUAAUUUAGUGCUUGCCUCUCUUUUCUAUUCAGUCCUCGAGGGAGGGCAACUAAAAAUAAUCAUUAGUUCCUUGAUAAAGCGCGAGUAGUAUAAAGGAAUGUCGUGGUUUUACAUUAGGUCAUGCUGCCAGCGUAGUAAAAGACAAGUUCUUGGUGAUGUCGACUGAGUUACAGGAUGAUAAGUCGCCAAGUGAACUUGCUGCAUUAUGGAAAACGAUACCAAAAGCAAAUAUUGUGGAACACAGGUUAGAAUAUUUCCCUAGUAAAUUUUGUGUUUUAACUCUAUUGAGUAACAGUCGCGAGUACAUCCCGAAGACUUUCAUUUUCAUCGUUUCUCUUUUACUUCUGGCACAGCUAUCCCAGACCCCAACUUGUUUUACUAUUUUUUCUCGUGCAAACCGUGUCAGGCCUCUCCGUCUCGUUUCUUUCCUCUCUCCUCGUCUCUCCUCUCCUUGUUUUUUUUUUUUUUUUUUUUGGUUUAUUUGUAGUUCUUAGGUGUUUCUUUUUUUAAUAAAGAUAUUUCGGUGACGUAGCUCUUUUAGUCAGAGCGUUGAAUAUUAAGUUCAACUGAGCGCGCUGCCAAACUCCCCUCUCCCACCCCCUACGCGUUUGAGCCUAUCUCUGAAUUUUCUUUCAGACUUCGUUGCCGAUUUCUGGCGUCUAGUUCUCAGCUUUCCGGUCAGUAUUCUGAUAUUGCGGAAGGUAAACCAGUAACUCUUAGUAUGGCCAUCGACAGCAUUCAGGCUCUUCAACGACAGCUGAGUGACGUGGAGAAAAAGGCAAGUACAUCAGAAGGGAUGGGAGGGGAGGGGAGGGGAGGGGGUAUUUAAUAUCAACAAGGGUGGAAUACCCCCCUCACCCCUUUCACACACGUCGUUGUUCACUUUCCGCCGACAAGCUGCCAAAGCCUUGCUCAUACUAAUUUUGCACAUUUCUUAUUUUUCAGCUUGAUACCAGCAACAGAAAAAUCUCGCACAUAGAGACAGGUCUGAAUGUGUUCAUUAAAGUUCAAUUGGGACUCUUUUCCGCCAUGAUAGUUUUGUUCGCCAUUGUGAUGUACUACGCUACGUUCCUCAUUUAAUAUGUGAUCAAGUGUCCACGGGCCUUCAAAAUGAAUAAGAGGAUUUAAUUGAACUUAAAGUGCAACGUUCUAAUGCUCUCUGGAAUACAUAACCUACUCAGCGGUUGCUCAUAGAUCAGAGUGAUUUAGAAUCGCGGUUAUUUGAAUGACCAUUGGCAAGAAUUGAACUUGGGCCUUGUAAGCGAAAUCAAAGAUGGAAUUUGCCGUUUACGUUUGAACACGGUUUUAUAGAUUUUUUUUAAUGUCAGGAACAAGUUGUAGAGGUGCGUUUAGGUGUGAUCUUGCAUGACUCGUCGCGAAUUCGCCGCUUUACAUUACUCAUGUGCGCUAUUCCGGGGAAAAAAUGCAUCACUUCCAAAGGCGUAAAACUUUUUUAGUCCGUUCUAUUCAGGGAACUCCGCCCCAAAAAAUGUUUCGUUACUUGUCAAAAUUUCAAUUGAACGCUUUUUGAGAAGAAAUGAAGCGGAAACAAUGACUAACUUUGAAAUUGAAGCCUUAGUUUCCUUUUUUUGGGGAACAAGAAAUAAAAAUUGGACUGAUUCCCUUUGCGCAAAUGCUGAGUGUUACAGGUUCAAAUUCUGUUAACUUGUCUUUUGCGUGGAUUAGGUUGAUUUCAGCGGCUGUGAUCAACAAAAUUUUUAUGACCAAUUAUUACCCGUCAAGUAGGUGCGAAUUUAGUUCAUUUUUCUGACCAGAGUGUCCUUUAAUUUUUCUAAACUCCAUUCUUGAAAGAUUUUGAACGAUUUAGCUAAACAACAUAGGACAACAAGUAAAUUAUCUCUGAACACUCGAAAGAAAAGUAUAUUUUUCCCAUAAAUAAAGUAAAUUAUUUCUUUACAUGGCUGUCAAUAGAUGGCAUUAAUUUAUUAAUAUGAGCCCUGUAGAGUUUCCAUCCAACAGUUGUCUUCACUUACAAUAUUA